Messenger RNA from Guillardia theta CCMP2712, 306 nucleotides. RefSeq lists its product as hypothetical. The record is from RefSeq and is a predicted model, not a curated record. The coding region runs from base 1 to 306 and encodes 101 amino acids. Lineage: Eukaryota; Cryptophyceae; Pyrenomonadales; Geminigeraceae. The transcript has 2 exons.
AUGAGCCUGGAGUUUCAUGGCUUCAGCGGUCGAUUUUCAUCCGUCACAUCGCCCCGAGACCAUGUCGCUGGCGACGCAGCACAAACCAUGUCCAACGCUCGAGCCGAUGCCGAUGAAUGCGCAAAGGACGAGUUCAACAUGCUCGAGGACCUGCUGGACGAGAGUGACGGGGAAGACGAGGCUCUGGACAGGAAGAGGCUGGGUGCAGCGGAAGGUAGCAGCCUGAGAGUCGCCGGUUCUCAGAUCGUCAUCGUGGCAGCAGCGGGCAGGAAAAAUUCCGCUGGAACAUUCCAGAAGAAGUUCUGA